Sphenostylis stenocarpa is the source of this 3009-nucleotide messenger RNA. Lineage: Eukaryota; Viridiplantae; Streptophyta; Magnoliopsida; Fabales; Fabaceae. The record is from the annotation of a GenBank genome assembly.
AUGGUUAGCUGCCUCUUUGAUCUGCUCCUACGCAAACACUUCUGCAUUCUUAACAACCUUAGAUCUGGAACGAAUUCCCUCCGAUUUCAUGCUUUCUCUUUCCGACCUGUGUUCCUCUCAGACUCGAAAUCAAGGAUUCUGGGGAGUUUAUACUCUGGAACUGUCUGUAUCUGGAACUACCAAUCCCAGACCAUGGCAAAAUCUUUUGAGGUUACCGAGUUACCAGUUAGAUCAGCCAAGUUUAUUGCACGCCGACAGUGGGUUGUUGCUGGAGCAGAUGAUAUGUUUAUUCGCGUAUAUAAUUACAACACGAUGGAUAAGGUUAAAGUAUUUGAAGCACAUACUGAUUACAUUAGGUGUGUGGCAGUUCAUCCCACCCUUCCAUAUGUGCUUUCAUCAUCUGAUGAUAUGCUCAUAAAGCUUUGGGAUUGGGAAAAGGGCUGGGUCUGUAACCAGAUAUUUGAAGGCCAUUCUCAUUAUGUCAUGCAAGUCACAUUUAAUCCCAAAGACACAAACACCUUUGCUAGUGCAUCUCUUGAUCGGACCAUAAAGAUUUGGAAUCUUGGCUCUCCUGACCCUAAUUUUACAUUGGAUGCACAUCAGAAAGGAGUGAAUUGCGUUGAUUAUUUUACAGGUGGUGACAAACCGUAUCUAAUCACUGGUUCUGAUGAUCACACUGCCAAGGUAUGGGAUUAUCAGACCAAAAGUUGUGUCCAGACCCUAGAAGGUCACACACAUAAUGUAUCUGCCGUAUGCUUUCAUCCUGAACUUCCUAUAAUCAUUACUGGGUCGGAAGAUGGUACGGUACGCAUAUGGCACUCCACAACUUACAGGCUUGAGAACACAUUAAACUAUGGCCUUGAAAGAGUCUGGGCUAUUGGAUACUUGAAGGGUUCACGUCGAGUUGUGAUUGGCUAUGAUGAAGGAACAAUUAUGGUCAAACUUGGUCGAGAAGUACCUGUAGCUAGCAUGGACAACAGCGGGAAAAUUAUUUGGGCUAAGCAUAAUGAAAUUCAGACUGUCAAUAUAAAAAGUGUUGGAGCAGAUGUAGAGAUUGCUGACGGAGAAAGGUUACCUUUAGCUGUUAAGGAGUUGGGUACCUGUGAUCUCUACCCCCAAAAUCUAAAGCACAAUCCAAAUGGGAGGUUUGUUGUUGUAUGUGGAGAUGGUGAAUAUAUUAUAUACACUGCAUUGGCAUGGAGAAAUAGAUCAUUUGGGUCAGCGCUAGAAUUUGUUUGGUCUUUUGAGGGAGAAUAUGCUGUCCGAGAAAGUACAUCAAAGAUUAAAAUUUUCAGCAAAAAUUUCCAGGAAAAGAGGAGUGUCCGACCAACAUUUUCAGCUGAAAGAAUAUUUGGUGGCUCUUUACUGGCAAUGUGCUCCAAUGAUUUCAUCUGCUUUUAUGAUUGGGCUGAAUGCAGGUUAAUCUAUCACAUUGAUGUCAAUGUGAAAAACCUCUACUGGGCUGACAGUGGUGAUCUAGUAACAAUUGCUAGCGAUACAUCAUUCUACAUUCUGAAGUACAAUCGUGAUGUUGUUAUGUCACAUUUAGAUAGUGGAAGACUUGUAGAUGAGGAAGGUGUUGGAGAUGCUUUUGAACUCUUACAUGAAAUGAAUGAACGUGUUAGGACAGGCAUGUGGGUUGGGGAUUGCUUUAUCUACAACAAUUCCUCUUGGAGACUUAAUUACUGCGUUGGUGGUGAGGUAACUACAAUGUUUCAUUUGGAUCGCCCUAUGUACUUGUUAGGAUAUCUUGCAAACCAAAGUCGUGUUUAUUUGAUUGACAAAGAGUUUAAUGUUAUGGGAUACACUUUGCUUUUAAGCUUGAUAGAGUACAAGACACUUGUGAUGCGCGGUGAUUUGGAAAGGGCCAAUGAAAUUCUACCAUCAAUUCCUAACGACCAUCAUAACAGUGUGGCUCACUUCCUGGAAUCACGAGGAAUGAUAGAAGAUGCUCUUCAUGUAGCCACUGACCCUGACUACAGAUUUGAUCUAGCGAUACAACUUGGAAAACUAGAUGUUGCGAAGAGUAUUGCAGUAGAAUUGCAGAGUGAGUCUAAAUGGAAGCAGUUGGGAGAAUUAGCUAUGUCUUCUGGAAAGUUAGAAAUGGCUGAGGAAUGUUUACGGCAUGCAAUGGAUUUAAGUGGCUUGUUACUCCUAUAUUCUUCUUUGGGAGAUGCUGAAGGAAUAUUAAAACUUGCAUUCCUAGCCAAGGAUCAAGGGAAGAACAAUGUUGCAUUCCUAUGCUUAUUUAUGUUGGGUAAAUUAGAAGACUGCCUUCAACUAUUGGUAGAAAGCAAUCGAAUUCCAGAGGCCGCUUUAAUGGCUCGGUCUUAUGUUCCCAGUAAGGUCUCAGAGAUAGUGGCAAUUUGGAGAAAAGAUCUCAAUAAGGUUAAUCCAAAAGCUGCUGAAUCAUUGGCUGAUCCUGAAGAAUAUCCAAAUUUGUUUGAAGAUUGGCAAGUUGCACUUGCUGUCGAAUCUAAAGUUGCAGAAACAAGGAAUGCGUACCAUCCCGCAGACCAGUACGCUAAUCAUGCUGACAAAUCACACAUCACCCUUGUUGAAGCUUUCAGAAACAUGCAGAUUGAGCAAGAGGGGCACCAGGAGAAUGGGGACUCUCAUGAGUUGACUGAACAAAAUGGAGAAGAGCACUACACAGAGGAACAGAAUGGAGAGGAAGGAAGCCAAGAGGAGGCAGUUGUAGUGGACGCAGAUUCUACAGAUGGUGCAGUACUCGUUAAUGGUAACGAGGCUGAAGAAGAGUGGGGUACGAAUAAUGAAGGAGCCCCUGCUUGCCCCACAUCACUAGGUCCCAUCAAGACAGUCUGUUCCAGCUUCUGGGAUAUUUAUGAGGUUAGGAUCAAAUUUUCGUAUCGCGUUGGCUAUGACAUCUGGCCUUGCAUUUGCAAAAGAUGUGAAAUCAGUAGGCGUAAUCAGUCUCCUCAAGGUGACAUGAAGAGGUUUUGUGGACUGGUUGUUUGUUUCCUGGUGUUGUGGUUUGUAGUGCCCUGA